This is a messenger RNA of Quercus robur (English oak), 1238 nucleotides long. Its product is annotated as probable WRKY transcription factor 29. NCBI's taxonomy places the organism in Eukaryota, Viridiplantae, Streptophyta, Magnoliopsida, Fagales, Fagaceae. The coding region runs from base 125 to 1039 and encodes 304 amino acids. Gene Ontology annotation, biological process: regulation of DNA-templated transcription. Gene Ontology annotation, molecular function: DNA-binding transcription factor activity; transcription cis-regulatory region binding. The transcript has 2 exons. The record is from RefSeq and is a predicted model, not a curated record. Gene Ontology annotation, cellular component: nucleus.
CUGCUUCCAAUAUUCUCAGAAAUCUGUUUGCAACUCUCUCACAAGCUAAAGCCAGCCCGUUCUUCUUCUUCUCUCUCUCUCUGCUCUAUCAAACUCGUUUUUUCUGCACAACAACAAGUUCUUGAUGAGUGAUUUUGCGUGCAUGGAAGACUGGGGUUUGCAAGCAGUAGUAAGAGGGUACAUAAAUGAAGCCCCUACCACAACCUUGGCCAACCCAAAGUAUUGUUUUGCUCCAUUGAGUGGUGUAGAAGAUGACCCUUUUAGCUUUCCUGAAAUCAGUGAAACCACAACAGUUUUAGAUGAACUGGAAAAACUCUACAACCCUGUGUUGCAUCCUCUUUCCUCCCAAUCCAUGCCUGUGAGUUCCAUUUCUGUACCAAAAGAGGCCAAGGAACCAGAAAAGCAGCCAAGUAGAAAAGAAACAGCAACUACAUAUAAAAGAAGCAGAAAGAAUCAGCACAAAAGGGUAGUGCAACAUGUGACAGCGGAGGGACUUUGUUCAGAUAUGUGGGCAUGGCGUAAAUAUGGUCAGAAACCCAUCAAGGGGUCGCCUUAUCCAAGGAGCUACUACAAGUGCAGUAGCUCAAAAGGGUGUCCAGCAAGAAAACAAGUUGAACGGAGCCAUUUGGACCCUGAGGUAUUCAUUAUAAAUUACAGUUCAGAACACAACCAUAGCCACCCGACUCGGCGAAACUCCCUAGCUGGUAGCACCAGGAGCAAGUUCCCAACAUCUGGAAAGAAAGGCAAAAGUAGUACUUCUCCAACAACCCCUUUGAUGCCAUCCUCCGUUGAAAAUGAGUUUGUGCAAAGUACAAGCAUUAAGAUCGAGGAAUUAGAGCAAACAACGGUGCAAGACAAUGAAGGUAAUGAUAUUGUUAUUCCGGAUUUGGACAAAGAAUUAUUUCCAUGCCUAGAGGAUUUUGAUGAACUUACUGAAGAACCUGCCAUGGAUGUUUGCUUUUUGGACCAAUUAUUGGAAAUAUGUCCACCUUGGUUCAUUGAUAAUUCCAUUUCCACAACCACAAGCCAUGGUUGCUAACACGAAGAGGGCAUGUGGGAAAUACAUAAUUUUUGAUUUCUCAACACAAAUGUAAACUGUAAUUUCUAAUUUUUCCACAACCAUUUUUGUUUUGUAAUUUAGCGUCCAAGUUGUCUGAAAUGGUUUCCUGGUAUUGGACCAACAAGACACAUAUGUUGUAUGUUAAUAUCAGUGAAAAUAUUUGGUGAAUUUGGUCUAA